UUUCUUCUUGAUUUUUCUUUCCAUCUCAUCUCAUCUCAUCUGAUCUCCAUCCAUCCUCUCUCACGUACGCCGCGGCCUCUCACCUGCUUCGUUCUGGUAGUGGCCGCCGUCGUGUUUUCCCCUUUCCUCCCCCCUCCGGCCACCCUACCCGGCCAAAACCGUAAUAAUUACCACCAAAACAAAUAAACCAUAAUUAAUUAAUUACUUAAUUAAUUUUAAUUACCAGGCCAGAUACCUCCCGGCCAGGUAUAGUAUGAGUAUAUCAUGGAGGAUAUUAGCCCUCGCUUGCUGCAUCGCCGCCAUCUCUUACACCGCCAAAUCCGCCACCCCGGCCGCCGACGAUUAUGACUACGACACCGAGAAGCCGGCCGCCCCGCCGCCGGAGCAGCAGCACUGCGCCGGCAUAUUCCUCACCUACAGCUUCCAGGGGCGCGAGAAGAUCUAUCCGCUCGUGAAGAACACGUCAGCGCAGGCCUGGUCCUUCAAGGCCACGCUGUCCAUUCUGAACGCGGGAAAAGUGGAGCUGAAGGCGUGGAAGGUGUUCGUGGGGUUCCAUUACAACGAGCUGUUGGUGUCGGCCGACGGGGCGGUCGUGGUUGACGCCGACGAUUUUCCGAUCCUGGUGGGGAAGAACGGGACGGUGUUCGCCGGAUAUCCGAUGACGGAUUUGAAGACGGCCAUCGACACCGCCGGUGAUUUCACCCAGAUGCAGGCCCAGAUUGAAAUUAAGGGAACGCAAUUUGGGUUGAAGGAGAAGGCCACCCCCAUGCCUAAAUCAAUCAAGCUCAAAAAUGAUGGGUUUAAAUGCCCUGCCGCCAAAAAAAAACCAACCUACAUGAGCGUGUGCUGCAAGAAGGACCCCAAGUUCAAGCCCAAGAAGGAGAAGAAGACCAAGUUUAUGCCCAAACGCUACGGCGACCUGAGCUUCACCUACGACGUUCUCGCCGCCUACGACAACAAAUACCAAGCCCAAGUCACCAUCGACAACAACAGCCCUCUCGGCCGUCUCGAUCAAUGGAAUCUCACCUGGCAAUGGAUGAAAAACGAGUUCAUUUACUCCAUGAAAGGCGCUUUCCCCCACGUCAAAGACCCCUCCCAAUGCAUCUACGGCCCUCAGGGACAGUACUAUCAACAAUUCGAUUUCACCAACGUUUUGAACUGUCAGACCCGCCCUGUCAUCUCCGAUCUCCCCCCAACUUUCAUCAAUGAUAAUAAGAUCGGAAAACUGCCGUUUUGUUGCCGGAAUGGGACGUUGUUGCCGAAGACUAUGAAUGAGACGAAAUCCAGGGCGAUUUUUCAGAUGGAGGUGUUUAAACUCCCGCCGGAUCUCAACCGGACCGCUAUUACGCCGCCGCAGAACUGGAAGAUCACGGGGCAGUUGAACCCUACGUAUAAAUGCGGGCCGCCGAUGCGGAUCGACCCGAGUGAGUUCCCCGACCCGAUGGGCACCGCUAUGACCACAACCGCCGUGGCGUCGUGGCAGAUCUCGUGUAAUAUUUCCACGCCUAAACAUAAAGAGGCGAAAUGCUGCGUGUCGUUCUCCGCGUAUUUCACGGACUCGGUGGUCCCGUGCAACACGUGCGCGUGCGGGUGCGACGCGGACGACGAGGAGCAGACGCCCAAGCGGUGCAACCAGAACGCGGCCGCCCUGCCGCUCCCCGCGGACGCCCUGCUCGUCCCGUUCGCGAACCGCACGGCGAAGGCCCUCGCGUGGGCCUCCAUGAAACACCAUAAAGUGCCACGUAGGCUCCCCUGCCCGGACAACUGCGGGGUCAGCCUCAACUGGCACCUCGACUCGGACUACCGCUCGGGCUGGACGGCCCGCAUCACCCUCUUCAACUGGCGCGACGACCCGUUCGCCAACUGGUUCACGGCCAUCCAGCUCAAGCGGGCCGGCAAGGGGUUCGAAAACGUUUACUCGUUCAACGGGACCAUGCUCAAAGGAGAUGGCCUCGACCACACUAUAUUCAUGCAAGGCCUCCCGGGCCUCAACUACCUAGUCGGAGAGGUAAAUGGGACCCACCCGGGGACCGAUCCUAGAGUGCCCGGAAAACAACAAUCCGUCAUCUCCUUCUUGAAGAAAGGUCUUCCUCACCUUAAAAUAGCGUCCGGAGAUGGGUUCCCUUCUAAGGUCAUCUUUAAUGGCGAAGAGUGCGCUCUCCCAAAACGCAUUCCCAAGAAAGAUACUGGAGCAGCCCAUACACUCCGAACCGGGUUCUUGCCACCGCUUUUCAUUGCUUUCCUCACUUUCUUGCUCUUGUCGGACCGGUUCAACUGAUCACCAUGCAUUAUAUUGUUUCCGAUUCUAGCUUUCUUCUAUGAAGGGACAAGCAUGGCUUGGGAGUGUGAAGAAAAGAGUGGCAAAUUGAAGGGAAGCAUGCAAGAUAUUCAGAAGGGCGGGCAGACUUGUUUGGAAAUAAAGACAAAGAAGCAGAUGAUGAAGGGUUGUAAUAGACAAAAGUUGAGACAACAUUAAAACCAAAACAAAACAAACAAAAAACAGAAAAGAAAAAAAAAAGAUUGGUUUAAUUUGUUUUAAUUAAUUAUAAUACUUUAAUUUGAUUACGUACAGGAGUUAAAUAUAUUUAAUUAGCCUAAAUGUAUAGUGACUGUAUGCAAAUGAACAUUCACAUUCAAAUUGGAUGGUUAGAUUUUAUUAAUGUUUAUAUCAA
This is a messenger RNA of Ipomoea triloba (trilobed morning glory), 2672 nucleotides long. RefSeq names its product COBRA-like protein 10. Gene Ontology annotation, cellular component: membrane. The coding region runs from base 254 to 2278 and encodes 674 amino acids. Gene Ontology annotation, biological process: cellulose microfibril organization. The record is from RefSeq and is a predicted model, not a curated record. NCBI's taxonomy places the organism in Eukaryota, Viridiplantae, Streptophyta, Magnoliopsida, Solanales, Convolvulaceae. The transcript is spliced from 3 exons.